Messenger RNA from Stylophora pistillata, 1035 nucleotides. RefSeq names its product G-protein-signaling modulator 1-like. NCBI's taxonomy places the organism in Eukaryota, Metazoa, Cnidaria, Anthozoa, Scleractinia, Pocilloporidae. The record is from RefSeq and is a predicted model, not a curated record.
AUGGCUUUAGCACAGUUAGUUGAGACUCAAAACAGAUUUCUGGAAGCCAAACAACUUUUUAAAAAAGCCGUUAGUAUAAAGAGAGAAACUGGUGAUAAAAUUGGAGAAGCAAAAGCCUGUGAAAGAGUCGGAUUUUUCUUUUAUAAACUUGGCGAAAGGUUCAAAGCAAAAGAGGAUAUUAAGAGAGCCAAAACUGUCGCUCGGGAAAUACAACAAGGCGAGUAUAACGAAAGAGCGCUUGCCAUCAGAACUAAGAUUGGCGAAAGAAAAGGAGAGGCAGACGACUCCGGUAACCUAGGUGCUAAAGAGUACCUCAAAAAAGGGCUGGUCGUCAGAACUGAGAUUGGCGACAGAAAAGGAGAGGCAGCCGACUACGGAAACUUGGGUACUUUGUUUCAGUCACUCUGGAAAUGCGACAAGGCUGAAGAGUACCUCAAAAAAGCGCUUGUCAUCACGACUGAAAUUGGUGACAGAAGAGAAGCAUCAUGUUAUGGAAGCCCAGAACUGAGCGAAAUUGGCGACAAAGAAGGAGAGGCAGACGACUACGGAAACCUAGGUACUGUAUUACACGCGGCCGGGCAAUACGACCAGGCCAAAGAGUAUUACGAGAAAGCGCUUGCCAUCAGAACUGGAAUUGGAGACAUGACAGCAGAGGGAGCCGAUUACGGAAACCUAGUUUAUUAUUUUCUGGAGGAGCUGGAAGUCAUUAUUGUUCUUGACCGCACUUUGUACGAAGGUCCCUUUGCUGCCCUAAGUGAAAAGGAGGGAGCCAAAUACCUCUCGCGCACUCAUAGGAUCCGUGUCGUUCCUACUUUGACGACACUCAAGACCAUUCAGGACAGUCCAGAGGACUAUCACAGCAACACUGGUGCCUUGAUAAUAAGCAAUCCCAAGGUUGAUUGGCUGCUGCCAUUGCCAGGUGCUAGAGAGGACGCGCAGAUGGUUGGACGACUGGUGGGUGUUCCGGGCCUGGUAGAAGAGGAAGCAACGAAGCAGGCGGUAUUUGAAAGGAUAAAUUCAAUGAGCCUGAUUUAG